Cherax quadricarinatus is the source of this 946-nucleotide messenger RNA. The record is from RefSeq and is a predicted model, not a curated record. NCBI's taxonomy places the organism in Eukaryota, Metazoa, Arthropoda, Malacostraca, Decapoda, Parastacidae.
GAGCCAAGUGUCACCAUGGCUGAAGUCGACGAACUUUUUGAAGUUAAAAACUCUUUUUAUAUUGGCAACUAUCAACAUUGUAUAAAUGAGGCGCAAAAACUGCAGGUAACGACAACGAUUGUGAACGACGUUGAAUCACAACUGAGUGGAAAUGUUGAUCUGACCAACAUAGCCUUGCUGGUGGUAGCAGCAACAAUCUACUCUCAUGAGGAAAACUAUGAGGCAGCACUCAGAGUUCUUAACCAGUCUGAUGCACUUGAAUGUCGAGCCCUGAUAGUUCAGACAUACUUGAAGAUGGAACGUGUGGAUGCUGCUCGGAAGGAACUGAAGACUUUACAGGAGAAAGAUGAUGAUGCUACACUGACCCAAAUGGCACAAGCCUGGACCCACAUAGCCACGGGUGGAGAAAAGCUCCAGGAUGCCUACUACAUCUUCCAGGAGAUGAUGGACAAAAAUAGUAGCACGGCCAUUCUUCUCAAUGGCCAGGCAGUGUGUUUCCUUGGGCAGGGUAAAUAUGAAGAGGCAGAAGGAGCUUUACAGGAAGCCUUAGAUAAAGAUCCUAAUAAUCCAGAUACCCUUAUUAAUCUAAUGGUUCUUGCUCAUCACACUGCUAAGCCUAAAGAGGUUGCUAGCAGAUAUUUGGCACAACUUAGAGAUGAACACAAAUGUCACAAGUUUGUGCAAGACAUUGUGGCCAAAGAAGAAGAAUUCAACCGUCUGGUUAAACAAUAUGCUGCUUAACUUACACCAGUCUAAAAUUAAAUUAUGAUUCCAUUGUGGUAUUUAAAAGUUUAGGCUUUUGAUUUAAAGGUAGAUUUAUGUCUUGAUUAAAUUGUGGGAUUUAAUUAAAUGUUUUAGUUUUCAUGUUUAAUUCCAUAAGGAUUAUUUAAAUUUUGGAAAUUUAUGAACAUUGCCAUUUUCAUAUCAGUAAACUUAUUUCUGUAAA